This is a messenger RNA of Phalaenopsis equestris, 1259 nucleotides long. RefSeq names its product carbonic anhydrase 2-like. Gene Ontology annotation, biological process: carbon utilization. Gene Ontology annotation, molecular function: carbonate dehydratase activity; zinc ion binding. Bases 212 to 1144 code for a protein of 310 amino acids. The transcript is spliced from 9 exons. The record is from RefSeq and is a predicted model, not a curated record. NCBI's taxonomy places the organism in Eukaryota, Viridiplantae, Streptophyta, Magnoliopsida, Asparagales, Orchidaceae.
GAGAGGAAGCAAACGGCGAUGGAUGGCCACGCAAUCACAGUUUGUGCCACCAUUAUACAUGAGCACUUGAUUCUUGCCUCGGUUGCUCCGUCAACGAUCGUUCUUUUCCGCUUCAAAGAUGCCGACCUUUCCUCCUCCAUAUCGGAGUCCCCAAGUGCAAGCUUAAAUAACGAUCGAAAUCCUAAAGGUUGCUUGGUGUCUGUUUCAUCCGAUGGCUUCCCUUCUUCGAUCGCAUUUCUUUCAGCCACCGACUACCAAUUUGUCCACUGAUGCGAACUUUAUGGAGUUUCCUGGAAAGCCGAUGGAAUCCCUCAAGAUGAAUUUCUCGCCUUUACUUUUGGUUAAACAGAAGGAUACUUAUUGGAGGAGGUUGGGAUUCCUUAAGACUUAUUCUGUAGUGAUGGCCACAAAAGAUCCUUGUGGGUUGGGCAAGGAACUCAAGGAAAUUGAAAGGCAUGGGCAAGAUUUGAAAGAUAAUGAUUCAGAUCCUUUAAAGGAGCUAGAAGCCAGGUUUCUGAAGUUUAAGAAGCAAAACUACUUGGAAAAUCUGGAUCAUUAUCAAAACCUUGCUCAGGGCCAAUCACCUAAGUUUAUGGUCAUUGCAUGCGCAGACUCCAGAGUCUGCCCCUCAAAAAUCUUGGGGUUCCAACCUGGGGAAGCUUUUACUGUUAGAAAUGUGGCAAAUUUGGUUCCGCCUUAUCAGCAUGGAGCUUCAGAAACAAGUGCAGCUCUUGAGUUUGCUGUUACUUCAUUAGAGGUUUCAAAUAUUUUAGUCGUGGGACAUAGCUGCUGUGGGGGCAUCAGAGCUCUAAUGAGCAUGAAAAGAAAGUCAAACUCCAAAAGUUUUAUUCGAGAUUGGGUGUCUCUUGCAAAAAGUGCAAGGUUAAGCACGGAAGCUGCAGUUGGAAACAGGAGUUUUGAGGAGCAAUGUGCACACUGUGAAAAGGAAUCAAUUAACGGCUCUCUCCUGAACCUAUUGACAUACCCGUGGAUUGAUGAAAGAGUGACUAAAGGAGCGCUUUCUCUUCAUGGCGGCUAUUAUGAUUUCACUAAUUGCAGCUUCGAAAAAUGGACGCUGGUUUAUAGAAAAAGUUUGGAGGGUGGAAGCAAGUUUGCUAUAAGAGGCUGUUCUACAUGGUCCUGAUUAAUUAAUCUCCCUUCUGGUAAGAAACCACCUCUUAUUAUUAUUAUUAUUUUUAUGUUUGUAAUGUUGUGACAUAUUAUAUAGUUUCAUGCGAUUUAUGUAUGAUAUAAAACAU